Momordica charantia (bitter melon) is the source of this 1111-nucleotide messenger RNA. RefSeq names its product putative membrane-associated kinase regulator 6. Lineage: Eukaryota; Viridiplantae; Streptophyta; Magnoliopsida; Cucurbitales; Cucurbitaceae. The record is from RefSeq and is a predicted model, not a curated record.
UUUCUUUCUCAAGACCAUCGAAUAAACGCACCCUAAAAUUUCAUAUAUUCUCCCACACUUCUCAAGUUGUACUAUUCAUUAUUCUCUUGCCCAAAACUCAUACCCUAAGAAAAACACAACCAUUGUAGAAGGCUGGCUCACAGCCUUCUCCUUCAUCUUGUUCUUGUUGUUGUUUUUGGUGUGAAUAUUUUACAGAAGAUCCGCCAUGGAAGCUUCUUCUUCUCAAGGUCUUUCCAUAGAGAGCUUCUCCUACAGCUGGUUGGUGAACAUCAAAUCAUCCUUCAGAAAAACCUCCCUCGAUGAAGCUUCCUUCAUCGAGAUGGAUCCCACAAUGCCACCCUCCAAGAGAUUCUUUACCUCGGACUUCAACUUUCCCGCCCUCGCCCCGUCCCCGUCCUCUCUCCCUCUCGUCCACGCCGACCACCUCAUCUCCGACGGCUAUAUUGUCACUUUGCAGGCGUGUGAGGCCACGACGGCAGCCAUUUCUAACUCUUUGCCUGUUGUUAUACUCGCGGGGGACGCGCCGGGGACGCCCGAGUCGUCGUGCUCGGUGAGAAAGGCGUGGCGGAGAUUGUCGAGGCAGAUUUUUCAGAAGUAUUUGAACUUUCUGAGGCCCCUUUGCAGAAAGAUUCAAGGGGAGAAGUUGUUCAAUGGAGGAUCUCGCCACCCAAUUACAAGAGAAGCUUCUUGGUCUAAUCAGUGUUGUGAUGAGUGGAGAAGAUCUUGUGAUUCUGAGAGCUCAAUUUAUGAGGCAGUUCUCCACUGCAAGAGAUCCAUAGGAAAAUGACGAAGAAGUGAGAGGGAGAAAAAGGAGGAAAAGAAGAGAAGACGAUGACGAUGGGGGAGAAUAAAGGGGGCAGUACAGUUGUUGUUUGUCUGUUUUAAUUUUUGUUUGUGUAAUAUUUUUAUAUUAUGGAAUGAAGAAUGCAAUAGUGAGUGUUUUGUCUUUGUGAGUAAAGAAGAAUCUGUUUGGAUUGUGAGAGUGGAAAAUUGUGGCCUUUGAUGGAGGGGGAAAAAGGCAUCAUAUUAAAUUUUUGUUGUCUUUAUUCUCUUGUGGAACACAAACCACUAGUUGAUAAAAGAGAGAAAAAUCUCUCCCUUUCUCCUUCUC